This is a messenger RNA of Plasmodium fragile, 2019 nucleotides long. RefSeq lists its product as uncharacterized. Gene Ontology annotation, biological process: riboflavin biosynthetic process; FMN biosynthetic process. The coding region runs from base 1 to 2019 and encodes 672 amino acids. Lineage: Eukaryota; Apicomplexa; Aconoidasida; Haemosporida; Plasmodiidae. The record is from RefSeq and is a predicted model, not a curated record. The transcript has a single exon. Gene Ontology annotation, molecular function: riboflavin kinase activity.
AUGCGCACGAACGAGGGAAAGAAACACAUCGCACUUAUAGAUGCGGACCAUUACAUAAUAAACUACAAAAGCACCAUAACGACUUAUAUACAAAAUAUAUGUAACAAUCUCCUAAAGGGAAAUGGGGACUCAGCUGAUCAUGCUAAUAAGGAUUUCGACUCCAAGAGGAGGGAAAGGAUUAUCUGCCUUUUCAUGUUCAGCAUGUAUCUUAACAAUAUUCACAGAAAUUUAAAUCUGUUCAGUUAUUUACAUGACGUGUUGAUAAAGUAUAACCGUCUGAUGGGGAGAAUCAGAGCCAGUGAAAGAGGGGCACCAAAGAGUAAUGAUAGGAAGACGGACAAUCUGCACCAUGGGGAGGUGAAUGAAACUACCCAGGGUGCAGGAACAUCGCAACAGACGGAAAUGGAAUCCCCUGCCGAAGAGUACAUGGGAAAGGAGGGUGAAGGGUGCAGCUUUAGGGAAGGCCCUAGUCGAGAUGAGAACAGCGGCGAAAGUGGAGACAUGUCCCACUUCAUGCACGAUCUGAUAAAAGAUAAAAAUUACGUUAACAUGGACAACGUGACCGAGUCCAAAGUCUGCUUCUUAAACAUAAAAAAUAAAGGAAAAAAUGAGAGGGGGGAGUCGCCUGAAUCGUUAAGAAAUGCCUGCUAUGGGGAAGGGCACAUGUGUGCAACUGAACUGAGCAGCAACUCGAAGAAGGGUGCCAUCGAUCUGGGCCAUGCGACUAAGGGGAGCGGCACUAGUGACAGCGAUGAGGAUGAGGAGAAGGAGAUAGACGGCAUGGAAGACAUCGCUGAUGAGUCCGCCAAGUGUGCUGUGCAUCCCGACGCCGAUGACACACCUCGCUGGGCCAAUCGCAGCACGCGGGUUGAGGCUCUUGAUGAAGCGAGUCUAGAGGACCCGCAAGAUGACUCCUUCCACGAAUCGCACGGUAGCACCUACCGCUUUAGCAACGCCUCGCCAGUGUGCCAAGGUCAAAAGCAGUUUUUAAUAAACUACAGUAGUGUACACAUGAAGGUGACAAUUUUCAACCGUCUAUUCUGUGUGGAAAACUUUUUAGUGCAACAAAAAAACAUAAAACAUUCCUCGAAGGAAAUAGAAAACCUGUACAGAAUAAUUGUGCUGUCCAAAUUACACAUAGGAGUGUACCGCUUUUUAACCUUUUUAAAAAAAAAAAAUUUUUUUUUAAUAUUUUUCAGUUCCAAUAAAAAGUUAACACAGACAUUAUUCAGGUAUUUUAAAAUUUCAAAGCAUUUUAAAAAUUGUUACAAAAUAAUUGACUCAUUUGAGGAACUGAAAAACAUUGGAGACGCCGAUAAAGAGGUCCUCAUAUUUAGUAAUCGUGAAUGUUUUGUAAGUUGCGCAAAAAGGGAAGGAUAUUUUAAAGUAGCAGGAGGGAAGAAAAAUGCCGCCAUGUCCACAAACUGUGAUGACGUCAACUGGGAUGCGUUAAAACAAAAGGACAGUCUUCUUUCAAAUACUUCAGAUUACAUAUCGAAUAAAUAUAACGACGUUGUGUAUCCCUUUGUGCGAAAUUGUAAUUUAACGGAAGACAUAUUAUCAUGGCGCAUUUUUUAUAUUUUUAAAAAAUAUAUGUACAUACACGGAACAGUGGUCAAAGGAUUUGGAAGAGGCAGUAAAUACUUAAACAUACCCACGGCAAACAUUUCCUACUCCAACUUAACCUCCACUGAUAUUAUGCCUGGCAUAUAUUUUGGUAUAUCCAGAUUGAAAAAAAAAAUUUACAAAACGGUGGUUUCAAUAGGCUAUAAUCCCUUCUUUGAAAAUAAACACAUAACUAUUGAAGCCUUUUUAUAUUACAAAACGAAUACUUUAUUUUAUGAUGAGGACAUCCAUUUAAUUAUUGUUGGUAUUCUUCGAAGCGAAAGUAACUUUUCCUACUUUUCUCACCUCAUUCAUGCCAUCCAGUUUGACUGCGAAAUGGCACGAAUCAUAAUUAGCAGACUUCAGGAUGACGAGCAGUUUGUCCGCUGCAGGGAUUACCUCCAGUCGUUGUAG